CUUUUUUCUGCACCCAAAGAUUGUGAAAUUACCCCCACAAAGUGCAAGUCUGCAAAACACCCCAUCACACCCCAGACACACACACACACGGGCCCAUGAGACACAAAACCCCAAACGACACGGCGCAAACAAAUCACAAAGAGUCCCUUCAAAAACCUGCCCUAAACUAUAAUUAGCGUUAACUUCGGGGAGCGCUUCCAACCCUAAUGUAUUCGAGGGCGACUUGCAAACAGAGCACUUUUAGAUCCCUUUUUAUUUCCUCAGUAGUUACUAUUUGCCGGGCUGGUUUGCAUUUUGAGGAGCAUUCGUUGCCGCCGGGCAAACCAAACCCUUGAGCGCCUCAAUUACCGCCCUGAUCCUAUCAAGGCCGGGCUUCCCGAAGGAUAUAAAAGGGGCAGCGUCACUCCAGCGGGAUCUCUGCUCCUCCUGCCGCACCCGGAGCCGCCCCGAACACCCCGAAGGAGCCACGAUGAGCCGGCAGGCGCCCACGGUGAGGUCCGUGCUGGGCCGACGAGGCUUCAGCUCGGCCUCGGAGAUCUGCGGCCGCAGCUUCGCCGCCUCGUCCUGCGCGCCCGCCCGCUGCGGGGCCGGGGCCUACAGCAGCAGGAGCGUCUGCAACCUGGGGGGCAGCCGGAGGAUCUCCUACGUCAACGGCUGCGGCACCGGCUGCUUCGGGGAGCUGGCGUUCGGGGCCGCGGGGUACGGCAGCGCCGGCGCGGGGCGAGCGGGGCUGUGCGGCCCCCGCGGGUACAGCCUGGUGCGGGGGUACCCCGAGCGCAAGGCCGACGGCAUCCAGGGCAUCUGCAUCGACGAGAGGCUGCUGAAGCCCCUGUGCGUGGGCGUGGACCCGCUGGAGCACGAGAUCCGCUGCCAGGAGAAGGAGCAGAUCAAGAGCCUCAACACCCAGUUCGCCUGUUUCAUCGACAAGGUUCGGUUCCUGGAGCAGCAGAACAAGGUGCUGGAGACCAAGUGGGGGCUCCUGCAGCAGUACGUGCUGCCCAAGAAGGGCAAGAACCUGGAGCUGUACUUCGAGAACUACAUCUGCGACCUGCGCAAGCGCCUGGACUGCCUGCUCUGCGAGAAGCAGAAGCUGGGCAGCGAGGAGUGCGCCACGAGCCAGCUCGUCGAGGAGUUCAAGUGCAAGUACGAGGAGGAAAUCAACCGGCGCACGACGGUGGAGAACGAGUUCGUGGCGCUCAAAAAGGAUGCAGACUGCAUCUUCCUCAACAAGGAGGAGCUGGAGGUGAAGGUGGAUCUGUUGAGAAGGCAGCUGGAGCUGUUGAAAUGUGUGUUUGAGGAGGAACGAGCCCAGGUGGAUCGGCAGCUCUGCGACACCUCGGUCAUCGUCAAGAUGGACAACAACCGGGACCUGGACAUGGAGAGCAUCAUCAAGAACGUGGAGUGCUGGUACCAGGAGAUCGCCCAGAAGAGCAAAGAAGAAGUCGACGCCUUCUACCAAACCAGGUUUCAGGAGCUCCAGGACAAGAGAGGGAAAUACUGUGACGACCUGCAGAGCAACAAGUGCGAGAUCUCAGAGCUGACCAGGAUGAUACAGAAGCUGCAGUGUGAGCUGGAGAGCGUCAAGAAGCAGGUCUCCUGCCUGCAAACCUCCAUCUGUGACGUGGAGCAGCGCGGGGACUGCGCCCUCAAGGACGCGCGCGAGAAGCACAUUGAGCUGCAGAACGCGCUGCAGAAGGCCAAGGACGAGCUGGCCUGCAUGCUCAGGGACUACCAGGAGCUGCUCAACGUCAAGCUGGCCCUGGACAUCGAGAUUGCCACCUACAAGACCCUCCUGGAGGGUGAAGAGAGCAGGAUCUGUGUGGGGAACCCCGUGAGUGUGUCGGUGGUCAGCAGCAGCGGCUACACCCUCCCGGACGACUGCGGGCUGCUGGCGGCCAACGGGGCGUGCGGGUUCGGCUCCCUGGGCCGGCGCUCGGGCCGCCACAGCUCCCCGGCCGCGGGCGGCUUCAGCUCCCGCAGCGCCGGCAUCCACCCCAAGCGCGUCCUGAGCUCGGUGGCCAAGCCCUGCCAGGUGCCGCCGGAGGUGUUCUGCCCUCCCGGCGGGGUGGGCUGCAAGGCGGGGGGGUUCAGCUCCCGGAGCGGGGGGUACCCGGCCCGGCCCGGGCUCGGCGCCAGGGUGGGGGGCGUGCAGGCGGGCGGGGUGGUCACCUUCGGCAACCAGGGCUGCGUCAUCCGGCAGCUGGCCGGGCCCCCCGUGGUCGUGUCCGGCGGCGCCGAGGUCGUGGGGUGCAACCCCGGCGUGGUGGGGAACUUCGGCGUGGUCAGAGACCCCUGCGUGGUCCCGUAGGGCCGCGGGGUGGGGGGCUGGCGGGGCCCCCCCUCCCCGGGGGGCUGGAGCCGCCGUUCCUACACCGGGACGAGGCAGGAUGAGGCGGGAUGAGGCAGGAUGAUUUCCCCGCCCAAACAUUCCCGCUGUCCGGCGAUGCCAAACCCAUUCCCACAUUUAUUAGCACCCCUCGCCCCCUCCCGGCCCCGUUUUCAGAGCCCCCCCGACCCCCAGGACACCUCUAGAAGCUUCUCCCAGCUCAGUAUUGUCUCUGAGUUCACACUGUAGGUCAUCACAGCUUUAAUGGGUUUGCUCGUGGCGCUGCUUCCCCCUCCGGCUUCUCCCAGGUUCAUUAACAACAUUCCUCCUUCCAAGACUCCCCUUUUUUCCCCUUCCAGCUCCUCCCAAAGCAUUUCAGAAAAGCGAGAGAGGAUUUAACCAUUUAACUUUCCCAGCAGACACUGUAAAGUGCAGACUCCCUUUAUUUUUAUUCUUUUGUUUCGUUUGUUUUGGUUUUUUUUGUCCAAAAAACCCCCUGAGCCGCGAAAUUUAAGCUGAAAUCCGAAAGGAGGCGAUUCCAAAGCACCUCCCGGUUCCUCCGGAGCUUUAUUUGUCGCGUGGAAUCACAGGCGAACGCGCGGUGCCUCCGUUGCUUCUGCAUGUUUAGGGGUGGCUGGUUCAGGGCGUGCUGAUUUUUGGCAGAGAUCACCCCCCCCUUUCCCUUUUCCCUCCCCCCCGGAAUGCCGAGGGAAGGUGCCGGUGCACGAAUCCCGUUGUACCGACACGGACGGAGCCGCUUCCCGUCGGCUGCUCCGACUUCCCCCUCAAUAAACUGCAUCCAAAGGA
This is a messenger RNA of Pseudopipra pipra, 3133 nucleotides long. RefSeq names its product keratin, type II cytoskeletal 4-like. Gene Ontology annotation, molecular function: structural constituent of skin epidermis. Gene Ontology annotation, biological process: intermediate filament organization; keratinization. The record is from RefSeq and is a predicted model, not a curated record. Bases 470 to 2308 code for a protein of 612 amino acids. The transcript has 9 exons. Lineage: Eukaryota; Metazoa; Chordata; Aves; Passeriformes; Pipridae. Gene Ontology annotation, cellular component: keratin filament.